UUUUAUUGUGGAAAACUGUGUCCGGAAGUAACAUCUAUUUUUAUUCGGUCUCUGCAUCUACCGUUACGGUAUGUGACUGAGAAAGACUUGUACGUUACGGGAAGAGGAGAAGAGACUGUAGACGAGGGAUCGAUUAUAAGACUGGUGUUUUCAGGUGGCACAAAGCCUUUGAAGAUCGACACCGUCCACAAAACCCAAAUUAUUCCGCUGGAUUUGGAAACGUUUCUGUAACGGUGACCGCUUAUUUGAUCCGAUACGGGAUGUCUGGACAGAGCAUUACAGACAGGAUAACCGCCGCUCAGCACAGUGUCACCGGCUCGGCGAUUUCCAAAAUUGUGUGCAAGGCGACCACACAUGAAAUAAUGGGACCAAAAAAGAAACAUUUGGAUUAUUUGAUUCAGUGCACAAAUGAGAUGAAUGUGAACAUCCCUCAGCUGGCUGACACACUGUUUGAGAGGACCGCCAACACCAGCUGGGUGGUUGUGUUCAAGUCCCUCACCACCACACACCAUCUGAUGGUCUACGGCAAUGAGAGAUUUAUACAGUAUCUGGCUUCAAGGAACACACUAUUCAACCUCAGCAAUUUUUUGGACAAAAGUGGCCUACAAGGCUAUGAUAUGUCAACGUUCAUAAGGAGGUAUAGCCGCUACCUGAAUGAGAAGGCUGUGUCCUACAGACAAGUUGCUUUUGACUUCACUAAAGUGAAAAGAGGGGCUGAUGGAGUGAUGAGAACCGUGAACACAGAGAAACUCCUCAAGACCAUCCCUAUCAUCCAAAAUCAGAUGGAUGUGUUACUUGAUUUCAAUGUCAAUGCCAAUGAACUGACAAAUGGUGUGAUCAACGCAGCCUUCAUGCUUCUGUUCAAAGAUGCCAUCCGACUGUUUGCAGCAUAUAAUGAGGGCAUUAUCAACCUCCUGGAGAAAUACUUUGACAUGAAAAAAGUCCAGUGCAAAGAAGGACUUGACAUCUACAAGAAAUUCCUUACACGAAUGACUAGAAUCUCAGAGUUCCUCAAAGUUGCAGAGCAAGUCGGAAUCGAUCGAGGAGACAUCCCCGAUCUGUCGCAGUUUACAGUCUGUGCCCCCAGCAGCCUGCUUGAUGCCCUGGAGCAGCACUUGGCCUCUUUAGAAGGAAAAAAAGUCAAAGACUCAACAGCAGCCAGCAGGGCCAGCACCCUCUCCAAUGCAGUCUCCUCCCUGGCCAACACCGGCAUAUCUUUCACCAAAGUGGACGAGAGGGAAAAACAGGCCGCCCUGGAGGAAGAGCAGACUCUCCUAAAAACACUAAAAGAGCAGCGUCUGAAAGAGCUCCAAAAGAAUCCUACUGCAGCAACCACGGACUCAUCCCCUGACUCCACGAUGGGUGGGACCAUAAACUCAGCUCCUGCCAUUGACCUCUUCUCCACCCCCAGCUCCACCAACAGCACCUCCAAGGCAGCCAAUGAACUGCUGGACCUGCAGCCAGCUUUCCAGCAGCCACUGCCUCUCUCCACCAGCAACACAUGGGGAGAACCUUUCACCUCUGCUGCAGAAGCUGUGGAGGAAUCCAUUCCCAACUCAAACCCUUUCCUCACACUACCUAUUGUCGAUGCUGUCCACCUGUCCACAGCGUCCUCGGACGCUGGCAGCCUGUCCUCUAGGACUCCUAGCCAUGAAGUGUUUGACUCCUUCUGUGGGCCAAGCCCUUACAACACCACUCCACUCUUCCAAUCUGAGUCCCCAGCUGUUGCUGGUCUAUUCAGAGGGUUUACAGGCUCCCCAACACCCCAGCAGCCACAGAACCCUCGAGGCCUUAAUGUUGACUUUGAGUCAGUAUUUGGCAACAACACCAAUGCUAACAACAUGGAUUCUACAGAUGUUUUAGGUGAUAUCCUCAAACCCACAGUGGCAUCCUCACUCAAUCAGGGCAUGACCCUGAACGGCCAACAGGCCCACAAACUGGUAUCCAGCGACCUGGACUCGUCACUGGCCAAUCUUGUUGGCAAUCUGGGAAUUGGCAACGGCACGUCAAAGAAUGAUCUUCACUGGAGUCAGCCUGGUGAGAGGAAGCUGACAGGUGGAAACAACUGGCAACCCAAGACGGCUCCUAAUACCACCUGGAACCCUGCAGCCAUGGCACCAUCUGUCAUGGCAUUCCCUGCAACCACACCGACAGGCAUGAUGGCAUAUGCAAUGCCUCCCCACAUGGGGUCCAUGAUGAUGACGCAGCCCACUAUGAUGUACACCCAGCCUGUGAUGAGGCCAGCCAACCCCUUUGGCCCCAGUCCAGGUGCACAGAUGCAGUUUAUGUAACCUGAAAGGUGGGCGGGUCUUUCCCAUCUGAAGAUGAUUCACGAAGUCAACUAUCCAAGCACUGUCUCUGAGAAUUAAAGGCCCAAAUAAGACUUAUUGAAUAAAAUCUGGGAGCAGCUCUGACCAUCUCAGAGAGGCAUCACAGCGGACAUUGUGCCCAUCUAGUCAUGUCGAAGUCACAGAAGGAGAAGAAGAGUGCGUGCUGCCAUUCAAAACCAUGUGGACAGGAAUCAGCCCCUACUUUAUAGAAACACAACACCCGAGAGAAUCACUGUUUAUGUACCUGGGGAAAAAACAGUCAGGUUGUCACACAUACGCUAUUUGAGUUGUCUUUUUUUGUUCCUCUUUCUCCAGGUGAGGCUGGGAGAGUCACUUCUUUUGAUUAUCAAUCAAUGGUUACCUUCUUAAAGCAUCCCCAAAUUAGGAAAACAAUUGCAAACUCCUCUUUAUACCACACUUUUGUAUGUAUUGUUUGUAGUAGACAUUCCUUGUGUAUUGCUUGUAUUUAUUCAUGAUUACCUACAGAGAAGAUGACAAGAAAAGUAAAUGUAACUAGUCACCGACCUCCCCCUUGUGGAAGGUCUUCAGGUUUAUACAUGGGUAUGAUUGAUUGUAGAAUUGGAUUUUGAGUGAUUGAGAUGAUUUUUUUUUUUUAAAAGAGGUUAAUAUAAAGUUUAAAGAGAUGACCCAUUUUGCUGUUGGGGCACUAAAUACUCUCUGUACUCGCAUGAUGCCUUGUAUAGUUAUCUGUGGCUCCAGGGGUCACACUGAGGAUCUGUAUGAACGUUAUAAUUCAUUAACACCGUCAAAUCGGUGGUGGGGUCGAUUUCUACAAAUUUGGCGAGGGAACAUUUUUCACAACAGCAGAAGCACUACAUUUUGUUAUCGAGGCAGCAUAAUCAUUGGAAAGGAAUCUGCAUUUAUGCUUUUGUCGCUUUUGGCAUGCCAUUUAUUCUUACAUUUAACAAAGCUCCUGGCUGCCCUUUUCCAACCUGAAUGUGCAGGGUCCCUUUCAUGCUCAGAUCAUGUUUCCAUAGGCGAGCACUGGGGCAUUUAGGACAAUGUGGGGGCAAAGGGAAGCAUUGGGUGUAGGCUUAGGUCAGAAUGGUAACGGAGGGGUGGGUGGGGAUGGGGUGGUGUAGAGAGGUCUAGUUGUUCAGGAGAAUAGAGCACUGUUGAUCGGUGCUUUGUGUAUAUAAAACUUUUCCUGCCAAUCAGUGGUUGAGUGCAGGUGUGAAAGAUGGUUUGAACAUAAAAGUGGCCCUGGAUCCAUUAACUGAGCACAUUUGCUGCAUUGUCCCUGCAGAUUAUAUUUUUGUUUGUUUGAUUUUUCCAAUAAAGUGCAAGCUUCCACACUU
Sander lucioperca (pikeperch) is the source of this 3649-nucleotide messenger RNA. RefSeq names its product phosphatidylinositol binding clathrin assembly protein a (gene picalma). The transcript is spliced from 23 exons. Gene Ontology annotation, cellular component: synaptic vesicle; extrinsic component of presynaptic endocytic zone membrane; clathrin-coated vesicle. NCBI's taxonomy places the organism in Eukaryota, Metazoa, Chordata, Actinopteri, Perciformes, Percidae. Gene Ontology annotation, biological process: synaptic vesicle budding from presynaptic endocytic zone membrane; clathrin-dependent endocytosis; clathrin coat assembly. The coding region runs from base 261 to 2291 and encodes 676 amino acids. The record is from RefSeq and is a predicted model, not a curated record. Gene Ontology annotation, molecular function: phosphatidylinositol-4,5-bisphosphate binding; 1-phosphatidylinositol binding; SNARE binding.